Messenger RNA from Mya arenaria, 696 nucleotides. RefSeq lists its product as uncharacterized. Bases 1 to 696 code for a protein of 231 amino acids. NCBI's taxonomy places the organism in Eukaryota, Metazoa, Mollusca, Bivalvia, Myida, Myidae. The transcript has 2 exons. The record is from RefSeq and is a predicted model, not a curated record.
AUGGCUUCCACAACAUCAGCCGGUCCGCCGUAUCCAGAUCUUUUUCGGGAAGAUGGCACCUGUGCCUCUUCGAGAGCAUAUGAAGACAACUUCAAGCACAAUUUGAUGUUGCAACAAUGGACUGGCGCUUCUACAUUUAAAUUUCCAACAAGGUACGCCCAAACACGAUUUCGUACACUACAAGCAAAGUAUUUUGUGGACUUCCCAUGGCUGCGAUAUUCUUUAUCGACGGAUGGUGUCUAUUGCGCCCAAUGCCACUUAUUUUCCGGCCCUGAUUCACGCGUGAAAACCCUUGUUAGCUCGGUUCUCCGUGACUGGAGCAAUAUCGCAAAAAUUGUUGCUAAUCAUGCUAAGUCUGAGGCACAUUUGGCGAACUGUGAUUUUGCUGAUACUUUCUUGUCCGUCAUGAAUGGCAAUCAACCAGACAUGAUGCGAAAACUGUCAUCACAAUACAACACUCUAGUUAAAAAGAACAGACAGAUAAUGAUAAGCAUCACUGAAGCAAUUAUCUUCUGUGCAAAGCAGAACAUUGCACUCAGGGGGCACGAUGAUGAUGGGGGAAACUUCAAAGCUUUAUUGAGCUUUCAAGCUAAACAUGAUAGAGUCUUGAAAGAUCAUCUUACAAAUGGAGAUCCCCGGUCCAUGUACCUGAGUCCGGAUAUUCAAAACGAACUUAUUGGGCUUUGCGGUAAAUAG